Messenger RNA from Anthostomella pinea, 375 nucleotides. The record is from the annotation of a GenBank genome assembly. Lineage: Eukaryota; Fungi; Ascomycota; Sordariomycetes; Xylariales; Xylariaceae.
AUGGCUCCUUUCCGCAUCCACUCUGUACGAAUCCCUCAGACCGACAACGCGUCACCUCUUACUCUGGCGAAGAAGCACGGCCUUGCGCGCCUUAAGGACAAGCUAUCCGCGUUCUACGCUCGGAAGCCGCAGGCUUAUGCUGUAGCCCGUCCGUGCUCGCCACCUAUCACCGCAUGCACUAUCAUGCCAGGCGUUCCGAAUAACAGUUGCCAGACUUCUGACGCAGCUUCCGGCAUCAUGAGCGACAUUACCAACCAUAGCGAUGAUGACAAGGACCUCGUCACCCCGAGCACGGUUGUCCCGCGUGUCCCUCACAAUAGCCGUCGUGCGUCGGACGCAGCCAACGAGUUCGAGAUUAUCAGCUCCAGCCACUAA